This is a messenger RNA of Marasmius oreades (fairy-ring Marasmius), 1290 nucleotides long. RefSeq lists its product as uncharacterized. Gene Ontology annotation, biological process: phosphatidylinositol phosphate biosynthetic process; inositol phosphate biosynthetic process. The record is from RefSeq and is a predicted model, not a curated record. Gene Ontology annotation, molecular function: inositol-1,4,5,6-tetrakisphosphate 3-kinase activity; inositol hexakisphosphate kinase activity. The coding region runs from base 41 to 1057 and encodes 338 amino acids. NCBI's taxonomy places the organism in Eukaryota, Fungi, Basidiomycota, Agaricomycetes, Agaricales, Marasmiaceae. Gene Ontology annotation, cellular component: nucleus; cytoplasm. The transcript is spliced from 2 exons.
AUUGAUUCUGUCAACACUCCCCUAUAAUUAAGUAUAUCCGAUGUCUGGAUAUCCCACUACAUCGACGGGCGCAACUGUUCCAUUAACCUCACAGGUUGGAGGUCAUGCUGGUGUACAGACAACCGAAGAUGGAUCCUUGAUCAUCAAGCCCGCCCUCACCUUAGAACACGAAUUUUACCAAUCGCUCACGUCCAAGGACUCGUUCCAAGCCCUGAGACCUUACGUGCCUAAAUUCUAUGGGACACUCAAACUUGAGGGUCAAGUCGAUGAAUCAGAAGGAAGUUUCAAAGAAAUAGAAGGCACAAACAAAGAUACGUUCCUCUCAAACCACCAAGAUGUGACCUCCGAUAUUGACUUCGAUAAUUUACAGUCUCUCGUGCUCGAAAAUCUCUCCCAUUCGUUUGACAAGCCGAACAUUUUAGAUAUCAAGCUCGGAACCGUGCUUUACGAUGAAAGUGCUUCACCCGAGAAAGUGGAAAGAAUGUUAAAGACAGCUCGAGAAACUACUUCGCUUGAAACUGGUGUACGAUUGACUGGAUUCCAGGUUUAUGAUAUUCAAACUGGGCUGGCUGUCAACACCCCCAAGUCUUACGGGAAGUCGAUCAAACCGUCUGAUCUCGCCGAUGGUAUUGCCCGGUUUUUUCCAGUACCUUCAGAGUCCACUUCGAUGGGACUUUCUCCACAAUUCUUGCUUCCGAUCUUAGAGGGUGUUCGGAAGAAUGUUGCAGAAAUCCGGGAAGCUCUUGCGGGAAUGGAGAUGCGAAUGGUUGGUGGUAGCUUGCUGGUCAUAUAUGAAGCAGACCCAAAGAAGGUGGAAGAAGGUAUUGAAUGGAUGAAAAAAUUGGAAGGAGAAGAAGCUCUUGAGGACGAGGAAGAUGAAGACGAUGAGGAAGAGAAGAGUAAACCACGUCCACCAUAUCUGGUGAAGUUAAUUGACUUUGCUCACGCACGGUUCAGACCCGGAGAAGGGCCAGAUGAAGGUGUACUGAAAGGGAUCGACACGGUUUUGCAACUACUGGAGGGGCGUAUUGAACAAGUCAAAAAGCAAGGAACGUAAAUAUCUUUGCCUCCAAGUUUUUUUGUUUCUGUCAUUGCUCGGAUACCCGACUCGCCUGAUUUGACGCAUCCUUUUGCUGAACUCUCGGAGUCCUUCUCAACAAUUUGACCGCAAUUCUCGUUGACCUUCCCCCAAGGCAACCAUGCCGAGAGCUCAGUUCAGUUAUUGUUGUAGUGUUCACUUUUAAAUUUAUUACCGUCGACGAGAAUAGAAUCUAGAUUGUUCAUCUGCCC